Molecule: messenger RNA, 1846 nt
Organism: Selaginella moellendorffii
Lineage: Eukaryota; Viridiplantae; Streptophyta; Lycopodiopsida; Selaginellales; Selaginellaceae
Exons: 10
Coding region: 209-1741 (510 amino acids)
Molecular function (GO): ATP hydrolysis activity
Source: RefSeq, a predicted model, not a curated record
UCCGGGAGUUCCAUCUUCGUGGGAAGGAGCCCUCGCGCAAGGGCGAGGUUGCGAUUUCGUGAUAGAACAGUGAUCUAGCGAUCCAGCGCCUCCAAAUCGAGGUAUUUGAUGCCCGCAUUGGGAUUAGGAGAGAUUUCCUGGUGGAUGCUCCAUCCAUCCAUCCUUGCAGAUUUUUAGCUAGGGAGUGGCGGGUGGAGUUCUUGCGAGAAUGCAUUACGGCGUUUGCUGCCCCUCCGCUGGGCUCCGGCGCUCAUUCGUUCCGUCGGAGAGGUCGGCUUUCGCGAGGAAUGGAUCCAAAGUUUUGGAUUCGUGCAAAGUCACGUCUCUCCCGAGGAGCUUUCGAGGGCGGCGGAGAGUUCUCCGUGCUGUGAAGUCGCUGGCUUCGCAGGAUGAUGAGUUGGAAGCUGGUCCAUUGGAGCAAAGAGUUAUGGAGGAUGGCGCGAUCAUCGUCCAGGACGAUUUGGAUGUUCUUUUGGAGAUCCUUCCGGAAGGCAUUCGUCAAAAUCUCUUGAAGCAUCCCAAGCGCGGGGAUCUCUUGGAGGUGGUCUUGGAUCUUGGACGUCGUCCCGAGGCUCGUUUUCUAAAACACAGAGGUGGAGAAUACUUACGAGACAAUGAGAUAACGAGAGAUGAUCUCCAAGCAGCCGAGGCUGCAGUGGGGGAGUUUGGAAGUGAUAAUCGAGCAGGAAUCGAGGGAACACUACACAGAAUAUCAGCCAUUCGCAACCGUAAAGGCGUGAUCAUCGGCUUGACGUGCCGUGUUGGAAGAGCUGUGACUGGACAUGUUGACAUGGUUCGCGACCUCCUCGACUGUGGAAAAAGCAUUCUAUUCCUUGGCAGACCCGGUGUUGGAAAAACAACUGUUAUCCGAGAGAUUGCGCGGGUCCUUGCUGAUGAUCUACGCAAGAGAGUGGUGGUGGUGGACACCAGCAAUGAGAUUGGUGGUGACGGAGACGUGCCACACCCGGCCAUCGGUGGUGCACGAAGAAUGCAGGUGCCAGAUCCGUCAAUGCAGCACAGAGUUAUGGUGGAAGCCGUAGAGAACCAUAUGCCACAAGUUGUGAUCGUGGACGAGAUUGGGACGGAAGCAGAGGCUCUUGCCUGCCGGACAAUUGCCGAAAGAGGAGUGAUGCUGGUUGCUACUGCGCAUGGGCAGACACUGGAGAACAUCAUCAAGAAUCCCACGCUUUCUGACUUGGUUGGUGGCAUCCAAACAGUGACUUUAGGUGAUGACGAAGCACGAGCAAGAGGUACGCAGAAAACCGUGCUCGAAAGGAAAGCUCCACCGACAUUUUCAAUACUCAUUGAGAUGAGAGAGCGGAGCCACUGGAUAGCACACCAGUCGGACAAGAGCGUAGACAAUCUUCUACAGGGAAAGCAACCCGUCGUUGAGAUGCGAACAAGAGAUGAAAACUUUAGAGUUGUCAUCGAGAAGCGAUUGUAUGACAAGGAGGAGCACGAGCGGUCGGAUGUUUCCAGUCUGGUGAUGGCCAGCAAAUCCUCUAUCAAGCUUGGCAGCUCCUUGUUCCAGGAAGAAAACAACUGGGUAUCAAAGAUAGGCUACAUUCCCGACAAAGAUGCUAUGCCCGAGAACUGGGUGAAUUACAUGGGGAAACAAUCCCACUCGACUGGUAGGAAGCUCACGCUAGAGGAGGAGGACCAGUUAGCAGUCGACUAUGGUUUCCUACCACCCGGUAAAAGAGGCUCGAAACGAGGACCUAGAGGAAUCAGGCCUCGCUGAGAAACUUCCACUGUAUAGUGAAGCCUUGUACAGGUACACAAUCAAACUUCCCUAGAAUAUAAAGGGAUAUACAUCUUAUACAUGACUAUAGCGAUUCAACACCAA